This is a messenger RNA of Paramacrobiotus metropolitanus, 1706 nucleotides long. RefSeq lists its product as uncharacterized. The coding region runs from base 308 to 1552 and encodes 414 amino acids. Lineage: Eukaryota; Metazoa; Tardigrada; Eutardigrada; Parachela; Macrobiotidae. The transcript is spliced from 2 exons. The record is from RefSeq and is a predicted model, not a curated record.
CCUAAUCAUACAGAUUGUCUUUUGCUCUCACAGACUUACCGAUUUUUAUUGUAUAUUUAUGAUAACGAGCCGACUAAUAACCUGCACGGCAUCAAGAUAAUAAUAUAUAAACUAGACCGGAUCGGCAAACUGUUCUUUUAUAACGGUAAACAAACAUCUUACGUUAGCUGCUGUGGUCAGUUGCCACUGCGAGGCACCGUUGAUUGUUAGCUAAACUUGUUUAAUUUCUCGGCACCCGGGAUCGACCGUUACGCAGAAAUUUUUGAAUUCGUCCUUUAAUUCGAAAUCUCACAGUUUCAAUUUGUGGAUGCAAGUUUUAUUCCAUAAAAUGGGAUUCAGAAUAAAUUCUGUCGUGCCUGUAAUGGCGUUAUUAGCGCGCUUGAGUGCCGCCCAGAUUUAUGGCGGUGGUAGCCUUCUUGGUCAGGGAUAUGGAGCUGGUGUUUCUGGAGGAUACGGAGGAGGCGGAGUUUCUGGAGGAUAUGGAGGAGGCACCGGCAGUGGAUUAUACAGCGGAGCCAUUUCAACAUACGGUAACCGUGGUACUGGUUACGGUAACACUGGCUAUGGGGGCAACACUGGGUACGCCAGUACCGGUUACGGAGGCAACACUGGUUAUGGCAGCACAGGCUAUGGAAACACUGGUUACGGAAAUACCGGCUACGGCAACACCGGUGGACUGAGUAUUUCAUACACGUCCGGACUGAACAACGGAUUGUAUGGUAACAGCUACGGAUCAUCAGGUUUGGGAAGUGGUGGAUAUUCCGGUGGUAAUAACUACGGUCUGGGCACGGGACUGAGUUCAUAUGGAUCAACAUACGCCAACACUGGUCUUGGAGCGGGUUACGGAUCCGGGUUGUCCAGCGGGUACGGUUCAUCGGGUUUGGGAUCCAGCUACGGUCUGUCCGGUAUUGGUAGUGGAUAUGGAACCGGCAGUGGAUACGGCACCAGCGGUCUAGGUGGCGGUUACGGCAGCGGCUACAACUCGGGUAUGCAAUACGGCAGUGGACUGGGCAGCGGCUAUGGCACGACCACAUCGUACGGCACCAGCUCCGGGCUCGGUAACUCAUACAGCGGACUGGGCAGCGGAUUAUACGGCGGUGGUGUGAGCAGCUAUGGGUCAAACGGCGGAUACGGAAACAGUGGCGGAUAUGGCAACACCGGUUACGGUAUGGGAAGCAACUAUGGAUCAACCUAUGGCAGCGGUUACAACGGACUGGGGAGCGGUCUCAAUAGCUACAGCUCCGGGUAUGGAAUGGGUGCAGGUCUGGGCAGCUCGUACGGUUCUCAAAUUGGACUGGGAUCGGGCUACGGACAGGGAUAUAACUCCGGAUACGGCGCUGGUUUGGGAACGUCGGGUUACGGGUCAUACGGCUCCGGACUUACUGGGGGAUAUGGAAUGAGCCGAGGCUACGGAAAUCAGGGAUAUAGCGGAUACAACCAAGGGAUGCUGGGUGGAUAUGCCCAACAGCAGCAGAUUUAUGCCGCACAACCCAUAAGCGGUAAUACUUAUGGAUCGUCCGUAGGUCUGCCCUCGCAGUAUGGAAAGAAAUAAAUUAACCUUUUCCAAGCAGUGCGACAAAGCAUUUUUCUAAUUUUGCCACAUUGAUCUACACAUUUUUAUUUGAACAAUUUUUGUUCCUUUGUAUUACUACAUGAUACAGCAGUCGGUAAAAAUUCCUUUUCCACAAUAAAAGCACAAGACUCGU